Molecule: messenger RNA, 1017 nt
Organism: Trematosphaeria pertusa
Lineage: Eukaryota; Fungi; Ascomycota; Dothideomycetes; Pleosporales; Trematosphaeriaceae
Exons: 3
Coding region: 157-894 (245 amino acids)
Source: RefSeq, a predicted model, not a curated record
UGAUAGCUAUUUGCUUCACUUGUUUCUCUUCUCAUCCACAAUUGCCAAACUAUCACAAACACGUUGCGAAUAUGUACAUAAACGCCCACUACAUCGUCCACAGGCCGACCUCUAGUCACACUCCGCUCUUUCUGAAUUGCAAGAUCGUACCUAGUCAUGUAUCACGACAGCCCUGAAUCCGACGACGGCGCCCAGCUAACCCGCGAUGCCCUCCAAAGCCACACUCAGGCCCAUCCUGCUCAAGCCAGUCACGCUGGAGAUAGCUCCUCCCACGACUCCGAAAACACACAAAGCGGUGCCGACCCCACUCAGGCCAAUCCUACUGGAGUUCCGAACGAAGAUGAAGAGAGUCUCCUCUCAGUAGCAGGCUCAACCAUAUCCUCCCUAGGGCCUGACUCCAAUGCGUCCGCGACAGUCGAAGACCUGGACCAGCUCCAUGGAAGCGACCAGUUGCAAGCCCCUGACCCUCCUCAUUCCGAAGUCGAGCUUCAGACUUCACGACUGCCUGCAGAUCGACUUCUAGCGCUCGCCAUUGCCGCAAGCUACGUAUCCCGACCUUCUGGAGAUGGAGAUGCACGUCCGAGAGCCACUGAACCGCCGCAACACCCUCCGGCUGCUGAGAGCCACGUUCAACCGAAUACAAGCACAGGAGCGGUACUACCCGCGACUACUACAGACAGCGCGGCAUCAUCUGCACCCCUCCGGCGCGAGCAGGACACGCUCAGACGCACGGACGAUGUCGGUGCAGGAGAAACGCCAGACCAGCGCGAUGCCGGCCGAUACCGAGCCCGUACAAACGCCACAGCACAACUAUUACCAAUACUAAGUCUUAAUCCCCAGGCUUUCUCUACUACACAACCCACUGCUAACCGGUUCCUUACAGCCAGACCUUAGGGCAUUCGCUGCUCAUUACCGUGCACGGCUAGAGGAAAUACAACAAGAACGGGAUCGCAGUCUCUCAAGCAUUGCUCCCUCGUACGCACCUGGCGACGAACACGUCGGCCAUGACUGGUCUCC